UGUGUGUGUGUGUGUGUGUUGCAGGUUGUCAGUGUGUGACGAGGAUAAGUUGACUCAUAACGAGUUCAUCGGCGAGUCGCGAGUCGCUCUGAGACGAGUCAAACCAGACCAGACCAAACGCUUCAGAACCUGUCUGGAGCACCCACCGCCUAUCCCCUCCCCAACAGCGAUGGGAGCAGCCCUGCGUGGAAUUUCAUGUUACCUGAGGGAGUGGGAGAACGAGCAACUGCACAGCCUGGAGGAGCGAGGCCGUCUGCUGCUCUCGCUACAGUUCCUGCCCCCGCCCGAGGGGGGCGCCGUGGAGGGCCAGAGAGGGCGCCUGUGUGUGGGGGUGCAGCGCUGCGCCCAUCUGGCUGCCAUGGAUGUCAACGGCUUCUCCGACCCCUACGUCAAAACUUACCUGAAGCCAGAUGUGGAGAAGAAAUCUAAACACAAGACAGCUGUGAUUAAAAAGACCCUGAACCCUGAAUUCAAUGAGGAGUUCUUCUAUGAGAUCUCUCUGUCUGCGCUGGCCAAGAAGACGCUGGAGGUGACGGUGUGGGACUACGACCUGGGGCGCUCCAACGACUUCAUAGGAGGCGUGUGUCUGAGCUGCCACUCACAGGGCGACGCCCUCCGCCACUGGAUGGACUGCCUGCGGGGGAGGGGCCAGAGGGUGGAGCGCUGGCACAUCCUGACCAAUGAGCUGCCCAAGUCCCUCUGCCCGGACUAAACCCGCCCCCUACCCUGACUAAACUCGCCCCCUACCCUGACUAAACCCACCCCCCUCC
Clupea harengus (Atlantic herring) is the source of this 770-nucleotide messenger RNA. RefSeq names its product double C2-like domains, alpha (gene doc2a). Lineage: Eukaryota; Metazoa; Chordata; Actinopteri; Clupeiformes; Clupeidae. Gene Ontology annotation, biological process: exocytosis; spontaneous neurotransmitter secretion; regulation of calcium ion-dependent exocytosis. Gene Ontology annotation, cellular component: extrinsic component of synaptic vesicle membrane; synapse. The transcript has 6 exons. The record is from RefSeq and is a predicted model, not a curated record. The coding region runs from base 170 to 712 and encodes 180 amino acids.